Messenger RNA from Acanthisitta chloris (rifleman), 969 nucleotides. Its product is annotated as guanine nucleotide-binding protein G(i) subunit alpha-2. The record is from RefSeq and is a predicted model, not a curated record. Gene Ontology annotation, cellular component: heterotrimeric G-protein complex. Gene Ontology annotation, molecular function: G protein-coupled receptor binding; G-protein beta/gamma-subunit complex binding; GTP binding. NCBI's taxonomy places the organism in Eukaryota, Metazoa, Chordata, Aves, Passeriformes, Acanthisittidae. The transcript is spliced from 7 exons. Bases 52 to 963 code for a protein of 303 amino acids. Gene Ontology annotation, biological process: adenylate cyclase-modulating G protein-coupled receptor signaling pathway; gamma-aminobutyric acid signaling pathway.
UGUUUCUCCACAGGUGCUGGCGAGUCUGGGAAGAGCACCAUCGUCAAACAAAUGAAGAUCAUCCACGAGGAUGGCUACUCAGAGGAAGAGUGCCGGCAGUACAAAGCCGUGGUCUACAGCAACACCAUCCAGUCCAUCAUGGCCAUCAUCAAGGCAAUGGGGAACCUGCAGAUCGACUUUGGAGACUCCUCCAGAGCGGAUGAUGCUCGGCAGCUGUUCGCGCUCUCGUGCACUGCUGAAGAGCAGGGCAUCAUGCCGGAGGACCUGGCCAACGUCAUCCGGAGGCUGUGGGCUGACAAUGGGGUCCAGGCUUGUUUCAACCGCUCUCGAGAGUACCAGCUGAAUGAUUCUGCUGCCUACUACCUGAACGACCUGGAGAGGAUAGCCCGUGCUGACUACAUCCCCACCCAGCAGGAUGUGCUGCGCACCAGGGUGAAGACCACCGGCAUUGUAGAGACCCACUUCACCUUCAAGGACCUGCACUUCAAGAUGUUUGAUGUGGGAGGCCAGCGCUCAGAGCGGAAGAAGUGGAUCCACUGCUUCGAGGGGGUGACAGCCAUCAUUUUCUGUGUGGCCCUGAGUGCCUAUGAUCUGGUGCUGGCUGAAGAUGAGGAGAUGAACCGGAUGCACGAGAGCAUGAAGCUGUUCGACAGCAUCUGUAAUAACAAGUGGUUCACAGACACAUCCAUCAUCCUCUUCCUCAACAAGAAGGACCUCUUUGAGGAGAAGAUCGUGCACAGCUCCCUCACCAUCUGCUUCCCCGAGUACACAGGGCCCAACAAGUAUGAUGAGGCUGCCAGCUACAUCCAGAGCAAAUUUGAGGACCUGAACAAGCGGAAGGACACCAAGGAGAUCUACACCCACUUCACCUGCGCCACCGACACCAAGAACGUGCAGUUUGUCUUUGAUGCCGUCACCGACGUCAUCAUCAAAAACAACCUGAAGGACUGUGGGCUCUUCUGAGGGCGG